Molecule: messenger RNA, 1528 nt
Organism: Vigna umbellata (rice bean)
Lineage: Eukaryota; Viridiplantae; Streptophyta; Magnoliopsida; Fabales; Fabaceae
Biological process (GO): regulation of DNA-templated transcription
Molecular function (GO): DNA binding; DNA-binding transcription factor activity
Source: RefSeq, a predicted model, not a curated record
UCCUAUGCUUAUUACUAAGAUACGGCAAAACCCAUUUUAAAUAUCAUUGGAACAAUGAAGAAAAUGAUUGUUGCAGAUUGUAGAGAGUAUUUGGCAAAAAAAGGGAAUCUUUAUUUUCACCAUUCAGUUUAACCAAGAAGUACACUACUAGAUGAUGGAAUGCAGAGCCAGAGAUUUAAAAGAAACUGGCAUCAGUCCCGUGCAAAACCACAGGAAAAGAGAAAACCAACAUAAACAAAAAUGUCAUUGGUAGAAAAGGAAAAAAGUUGAUUAAAAAAUGACAUGUGACAGAAAAUUGGACAGAUUUAUGAUAUACUGAGAUAAUAACAAGAUUUUAUAGGUAGGUGAAAAGGGGAAAACGGUUUGCAUAAAAAUGACAUAUGCAAAAUCUCCUUUUCCUUCUCCCAUGAUGAAGUCACUGUCUUUAAAAGACUUGGCAUUACUUCACCCUUUUCAUUCACAUUCUCUUGUUUGCUCCCUUGAGGUGACACUAUUUAAAUUCUCUCCCCCUCCUCAACCAACACAUAUAUUUCUUGCCAUUUUCCAAGCCAUGUCGACCUCUAGAACCUCAGAUGUUUCCCUCAAAGGAUAUCAGUCUAAACCAACCCAAAUGAAUUUCUCUCUUCUUCAACGUAACGCAUCAACUUCUGGUGAGAGAAGAGGGCGAGGAAAGCAAGCAGAACCUGGAAGGUUUCUUGGGGUGAGAAGACGCCCUUGGGGUAGAUAUGCUGCUGAAAUCAGAAACCCUUUAACUAAAGAAAGACAUUGGCUUGGAACAUUUGACACUGCCGAAGAAGCAGCUCUUGCUUAUGACAGAGCUGCUCUGUCCAUGAAAGGAUGCCAAGCAAGAACCAACUUCGUAUACUCUAAAGAUACCAACAUUUUCCACAAUGCUCUCACUCCUUUCAAUUCUCAACCUCUCUUGCCACCUUCACAUAACACUCACAACAACAUGCAACUAACCAAUCAAACUACCCUAUCUCACCUUCCUACUUUCACUUCCCACAUUGAAAACCCUUCUUCUGACUUAUAUGCUGACAGUGAAACUGCUUUUGGGUCACCUCAGGAUGAUAAUUUCUUCUUCUCCACUCAGUCUAACUCUGGCUACCUUGAAUGCAUAGUUCCCGGUAACUGUUUCAAGAAGAGCAAUGCCAGUGCUUCAGGUCGUGACCUAGAGGUUGGCCACGUUAACUCAAACUCCAUGCAGGUUCAGCCACAUUUUGACACCACUCAAGAAGCCUUCAACAUGCAAGCAACAGUCGCCCCUGACUAUGCAGAUUUUUCUUGCCCAACUGAUCUUGGUAAAGGAUUAUGGGAUAAUCAUCAAUCAUGGGAUUGCAGUUCCAAUGAACUGGCAGCUAUGUUUAAAAAUCCAUCAAGGGUUGUUGAGGAAGGGUGCAUGGAUGCGUUGCAUCCAUUCACUGAUAGCUCAAACUAUGAGCUAAUGACUCAGGUUGUUUCUUCAAACACAUAUUCUCCAUCAGUUCCUCCCUUUGGGAAUGUUGGCUCGGCAUACUCACCCUUCUGA